AUGCCGGCCACAGAGCCGCCCACGGAGCCGCCCACGAAGCCGCCCACAGAGCCGCCCACAGAGCUGCCUACAGAGUCACUUAUAGAGCUGGUCACUGAAUCCUCUAUCACUCAGCAGGUAACUCCUUACUCAGUUUAUCUAGAUAAUUACUUUACAUCUGUUGCACUAUUCAAAUUCCUACGUGAAAAGGGAUAUGGUGCAUGUGGAACUACUCAUUCAAAUCAGGCUCCGGCAGUUCUCGCAGAGCUUAGAGAUUAUACGGCAGCUAUUCCAUGGAAUACUCUAUAUGCUAUUGAACAAGAGAAGGUUCUCUGUCUUGCCAUGCAAGAUAAUAAUAUGGUAUUAGCACUAAGCACCAUUCAUUCGCUUGACACCUUUAUUGAACGUAUUCGAAAGCGGCCUGGAGAGCUCUCAACCAAUGCCAAUAUUGUACGAAAGGUCUUUGAAGGUCAGCCACAGAAGAAGCUGAAAAUCCCAGUCAUGAUAGAUGACUACAAUCAUAAUAUGAAUGGGGUGGACCUAGCAAAUCAGUACCGUGCGGCAUAUACUAGCCAUAGAAUUACCUAUCGGACCUGGCUCCCUAUUUUCUACUGGCUUAUUGACUCUGCAGCGGUUAAUGCCUACCGGCUUUACUACUUAUAUAAGAAGCAGCAGGGAGUCCCUAAGAAGGAUCUGCCUUAUCAUAUAAGCUUUCAUGAGAAGCUUUAUCAACAGCUCUUUGAAUUUGCACCUAAGAUUCAUGACAACCUCCCUAUCGAACGAUCAAAUAGAGAUCUAAAUCACCAACGAAUUUCACUGCCAAAACGCCUACUACUCAAUAAGAUCUCGUAUAAUAUACACUAUCGAAACCACUCUAAUUUGCACAAAACCUACCGACGAGGGGAUAGGACAAUAUGA
Histoplasma mississippiense is the source of this 897-nucleotide messenger RNA. RefSeq lists its product with no specific name. The coding region runs from base 1 to 897 and encodes 298 amino acids. NCBI's taxonomy places the organism in Eukaryota, Fungi, Ascomycota, Eurotiomycetes, Onygenales, Ajellomycetaceae. The record is from RefSeq and is a predicted model, not a curated record. The transcript is spliced from 3 exons.